UAAAAUGCUUUCCCACAUAGGCGCGUUACCUUCAGUCAAAAGUCCUUUUAUCGUGUCAACAAAUGUGGGCCGCACCGCGUCGCGUGAAGCGCAGACGUUAAUUUUGAUCUGCAAACGAUAAGGCCAUUGAUCCGAUGGUUGUUUAUUAAACUCGUCCUCCUGGCAAAGCUUCACCAGUGUACUACUCAGUACUCAUUUGGAAAUGAAACUCAUCCUUUUUGCGGCAUUUCUGGCAACAGCCAGUGCUGCUUCCAUCGGAACAGAGCAUUGCACGUGGGGUCCUGCGUACUGGUGCGACCACCCUCUAAAAGCGAAGGAAUGUGGGGAGGGGGCCACCAAGUACUGCAUCCAGAACGACUGGGCACAGAUAACGGUGGAGGACAGUGCUUGCGAUGACUGUAAGUCAUUCGUCUCCGACGUCAAAGACGUUCUCAAUAAUGGAGAGGUCCAGUCGGAGAUCCUCUCUGUCAUCAAAGAUCUCUGUAAUAAGCUGGGGUCUGAGGCCACAACCUGUAAGCUGGUCGUUGACCUCUAUGGCGUGAAGUUCCUAGAAGCACUGGUCACUGACUUGGAUGCAUCAAGGGUCUGUAAACUCCUUGACCUUUGCAAGAGUGCCGCACCCAGCAAUGCCAAAGAGCCUCCAGUACAGUUGCUCCCUCCCAACACGGUUGGCGAUGCGUGCUCCGACUGCAAACAAAUCUUCAGUGACCUACAGGACCUUCUGUCCAACAAGACCCUUCAGCAAUAUGUGUUCAACGAAGUCAUCAUGCUUUGCGAAGAAGCCGGCCUCCCUGCCGACCUCUGCAAGAUGUACAUUGACGAGUACGGGCCCCAGGUCUUCCAGUACAUUAUACAGUUUCUGGAUGGCAACAUGAUAUGCCAGGAACUUGGUGUCUGCUCCGCCAUAACCCGGAUCGAUUUCUUGAGAAAGACAACCAGACUUGGAAAUGACCUGUGCUCUGACUGUAAGCAGAUAUUCUCCGACUUCGAUGAUCUCCUGCGAAACAAAACAGUACAGCAAUAUUUGCUCAAGGAAAUCACGCAGGCCUGUUCUGAGCUGGGGCUCCCCGAGUCAGUCUGCCAAGCCAUCUCCGAGUUCUUUCCUGAGGCUAUUGACUACAUCAUCACCCUGCUGAAUGGUGAUAUGAUUUGCCCUGAACUGGGUGUCUGUGGUCCUAUGGCAGUAUUUAAUCCGAGGCAACUCAUCCUGAAACUCAUCAUGGUUCCUAAAAAGGAUGGGGACCUGUGUACGGACUGUAAACAGGCAAUUAACGACAUCAAGAACAUGAUGAGCAACAAAUCCCUGCAGGAAUAUAUCUUCAAGAUUGCCAUCGCGGUGUGUGAGCUCGCCGGCGAGUCUGAGAGCAUUUGCAAAUCCUUGGUUGAGCAGUAUGGCCCAGAAAUCUUCAAUGAGAUAUUGCAGUUUCUGGAUGCUGAUACCAUCUGCAAGUAUUUAGGUGUGUGUCCAAGCGACCUGCCCGUGAACCUGAUCAAGUUUGAGAAACCUCCAUCAAACGGUGAUAUCUGUAAGGACUGCAAGGCCAUUUUCUCCGACCUGCAAGACAUUCUGGGUAACAAGACAGUUCAGAAAGAUAUUCUGGCGUCCAUAACCAAGAUCUGUGAGACCUUUGGUGUUGACCCUGGCACCUGCACGUCGUACGUCUCUCAGUAUGGAGGGAUCGUCUUCAGCUUACUAGUCCAGUUAUUGGAUGGUGACACAAUCUGUCCAGAGCAGCAUCUGUGCCCAGCUCAGCUGCAGAAACUCAGUCAAGUCGUCUCUACGUUGAAAAAGAUUGUCAAGGGUAAUGGGGAUACCUGCACGGAGUGUAAAGAGAUUAUCUCUGACCUGGCGGACUUGCUCAACAAUAAGACUGCGCAGGAAGGAUUGAUAACUGAACUCAUCAACAUCUGCGUCGCCCUCGGCGUCUCCAAAGAUACUUGCACCAACGACGUCAACACCUUUGCUCCAAUUUUGCUGAACUACCUCAUUGGCACUCUGAAGCCAGAUGUUUGCAACAGAGACAAGCUGUGUGGAGCAUCUGCGACACUCCAAAUCCAGCCAAUGCGGGUCACUACUCUCGCAGUGCAAGUACCCCUGUCAAAUGGCGACAUCUGCUCAGAAUGUAAGCAAAUGAUUGCAGACAUCUCGGACAUCCUCAGCAACAGCAAGGUGCAGAGUAAAGUAGAGUCCACCCUGAUCAAGGUCUGCGAGGCCGUAGGUAUCCCUGCUGACUCCUGCCAGCAAGCUAUAGACCAGUACCUGCCAUUCAUUUUACAGUUUGUCGUAUCAGAACUGGAUGGCAACGUUCUCUGUCCAGGACUGCAGCUGUGUGCACCUGGUGUCACGAGAAAACUGAUCCAUGCAGUCUCGGCUGUCAAACAGAUCGUGACUGGCAACGGCGAUCUGUGCAGUGAAUGUAAAGAGACUGUCGCCGACCUGAAAGACAUCCUCAGCAACCAAACGGUGCAGGGCAAUUUGGUGAAGUUGCUGACUGACCUCUGCGUGGAUGUGGGGAUCCCUGCCGACACCUGCAGCUCAGACGUCGGCCAGUACGGGCCACUCAUCUUGAACAUCCUGAUUGGUUACUUGACCCCUUCUGUCUGUACCGGACUCUGUCCAGGAAGUGUUGCAGCACCACUUUACUUGCCGGAGAAGAUGCCAGCCAUAAAGUUGACUCCAGCACUUCCCGUGUUGAAUGCUGACCCUGAUGACUGCUUAAUUUGCCAAUCCAUCAUGGAUGCUCUGGAGAUGCUAUUUCCCAAAGGAGCAUCACCGGCCCAGCUGGAGACAGAAAUGUACACCAUUUGCAAACAACUGCCGUUCGAGACUCUGCAGAAGCAGUGCAACAUGUUCGUCACUAACUACGCUGACCGGCUGAUCCGGAUAUUGCAAGAGCUUCAUUUUGCUUACGACAAAGCAUGCUCCGCUGCCGGCAUCUGCCCCGAAGCUGUUGUCACGGAUCAGGCUUCCCAGGACCCCAGCGGGUGCAUCCUGUGCGAGUUUUUGAUGGAUUUCCUUCAGGAGACAUUGCCGCCCCACUUCAACAAGGACGAGAUCAAGGCGGACCUGAGCAAAGCCUGCGGCCAGUUGCCAGAGGGCUUGAGGGAAGGAUGCGAUGACUUUGUGAAGAAGUACGGAGACCAGAUAGUGCAAUUUCUGACGGGUCAGGUUCCGUUGCAGGACCUCUGUCGGAUGCUGAAGGUCUGCUCCUUGCCAGAUGAAGUCAUGGAGCCGGACCACGUGAAUGACAUUUUUGACUGCGUCACGUGUUACCGUGUCGAGAAAUAUCUCGUUCAAGUGAUCAAACCGCACGUUACCAAGCAACAGGUGGAUGAUGCACUCAACGCGGUGUGCUACUUGAUAGGGGGUGACUUGAUAGGCUGCCAAGCGUUUGUCGCAAACUAUCGCAGCAAGGUCACCGAGUACUUGCUGUCUGGCAAACCGUUGGAACAAAUGUGCAAAGCCAUCAGAGUUUGUAGAUCAGUCGACAAGCCCGUCGCCGUGCCUGCACUGAGCCACGUUCAGAGCAGCACGGAGUGCGUCCUGUGCGAAUUAAUCGUGAAGGAGCUGGACGGCAUACUCAAAAAGAACGCAACCAAGGAUGACAUCAUCCAUGCCCUGGACGAAGUGUGCUCCAUUCUUCCCUCGUCGCUGAAGGCCGACUGUGACGCGUUCGUCGCCAAGUACAUCCCUGAACUGAUCUCAAUUAUCCUCGCCAUGGGCCCCGUUGGUGUCUGUGAUGAACUGGGGGUUUGCAAAGAUGCAGUCCGAGAGGAGGCCCAAGUGGGUAAUGAAAUUGAGUGUCAGAUUUGCGACCUUAUAAUGGAGGAACUGGAAGCCCUGGUCAAGAGAAAUGCAACUGAGAAAGACGUUGAGAAGUUUCUGGAGAACAUCUGCGACAUCUUGCCCUCCUCACUGAAGGCUGACUGCGACGCGUUCAUCGCCAAAUACACUCAGGCCAUUCUGGCUCUGCUGAAGUCUAUCCCUCCAGACAAGAUCUGCCAAAUCCUUGGUCUCUGCUCUAGCUCCCCAGCUGCCAACCCAGUUCAACACAAUUCCCAAGUGGGUAACGAGAUUGAGUGUGAGGUUUGCAAACUUGUAAUGAGCCAACUAGAAGCCCUGGUCAAGAGAAAUGCAACAGAGAAAGACAUUGAGAAGUUUCUGGACAACAUCUGCGACAUCUUGCCCUCCUCACUGAAGGCUGACUGCGACGCGUUCAUCGCCAAAUACACCCAGGCCAUUCUGGCUCUGCUGAAGUCUAUCCCUCCAGACAAGAUCUGCCAAACCCUUGGUCUCUGCUCUAGCUCGCCAGAUCUAGGCAGGGAAGGCGAAACUACAGAAUGUCUGCUGUGUGAACUGGUCAUGAAGGAAGUUGACAGGCUGCUGGAUAGCAAGGCUACCCAGGCAGAGAUUGAGAAGGUCUUAGAGGACGUCUGCUCUCUGUUGCCCGCCACGAUCCGUAACGAGUGUCAGGACUUUAUCAAUGAGUAUGCCCCGCAGAUCAUCCAACUUCUGCUGCAGUUUGUCACGCCCACCCAAGUCUGCGACGAGCUGAAACUCUGUACUAGCCCUGUGGUCGAAGCGAAAGUGCCCAAGAAAGUUGGAGGGGUAGCAUGUGGUCCGUGCGAGAUGGUCGUCGAACACGUCGAGAUCAUCCUCAGAGAGGCAUCCACUCAGAAGGAGAUUGAGGACUUUCUGAGGUUGAAGGUGUGUCCCAAGCUGCCCGCUGAGGCCAAGACGGUUUGCCUGAACAUGGUGGACAAGUACCUGCCGGAGAUUCUCAAGCUGGUGACGAGCAUGACCCCGGAGGAGCUUUGUGGAUUUCUAGGGCUGUGCAGCUCAGAGGAAGCAAUGGAGAAGAUGAUUAAUGCGGCAAUUGAUUCGUCCGCUGAGUGCAUGAUCUGUGAGCUUAUUGUCAAGGAGUUGCGCACAGGACUCUCCCAGAAUGCAACAGAGGCAGAGAUCCAGAAGCUCCUGGACACGGUGUGCAGCAAGAUCCCGCUGUCCUCCCUCGCCAAGGACUGCCAGGAGUUUGUGGACGACUAUACCAAGCCCAUCAUUCAGUAUCUCCUGGCGGGGAUGGACCCGGACACCAUCUGCGACUUCCUCAAGGUCUGCGACCCCAGCAAACUCGCUGCACCUUUUGGCAAGGUCAACGAUGACACCCUGUGUCUUUUGUGUGAUGUCCUCUUUGGCAUCAUUGAGACCCAACUGGAAAAUAACAAAACCUUGGAGGAAGUGACCCAGUUGAUUGAGAAGGUCUGCCCCCUCCUCCCCGAAUCCCUGGCGGAGCAGUGCAAGGGCUUCUUGGAUCUCUACGGCCCAGUCCUCCUCAAGCUGAUUGUGGACAAGGAGCUCAGUCCCCCCGACAUCUGCAAGGACCUCAGGUUGUGCAGCUCCAGCUCGAAAUUGCCCGCGGGACUGACUUUCUCCAAGGGAUCACUGGAUUGCGCAGGGUGCAAGGACUUGGUGACAGCACUGGAAGAUUUCCUGGAGCAAAACGUGGACAAGGUGAUGGAGUUUAUCGCCAAGAUCUGCGACCUCCUCCCUGAAGCUGACAGACAGGAGUGCAAGAACUACAUCGAGGUGUACGGCUCCUAUCUUCUAGAACUGAUUCUUGAGGAGUUUCUCUCCCCGGAGACCCUCUGCAAGGAUCUGAAGCUGUGCACCCAGUCCCUAGUUGGCCUACCUCCAGCCGAGAUCUGUAACCUGGGCCCGACGUUCUGGUGCGCCAGCAUGGACAACGCCAAACUAUGCAACACCGUUCAGCACUGUCGUCGGCACGCUUGGAACUAAAUUGAUAACAGACGACUUGCAGCCUUCAUAAAUGUCCUGAAAAUUUACAUCCCACAGAUUUUGAUUAGAGCACAAAGGAAAAAUUUCUGGUUAAUCCUGAACUCUUUAAUGCAUGCACCAAUCACCAGUACAAAAUUUAGGUGAACGUCAGAGGUAUAAUUGGCUGAGUAUGUUUAAAAGACACAGGAACGAGUUUGAAUUAUUUAAAAUCCACGAGAUGACUUUCGGACAUAUUUACAUCGGAAAACAGCUGAACGUAGGCACGAAGCGCUGGAGGAAAUUUCAGUGCACUGGGGCAGUGAUCACAUCUUACCAAGCCGGGAAAUUUAGCUUCACAGUAUCUGUGAAGGCUCAUUGCUGUUCAAAGCUGAACCAACUCAAGUAGUUCUUAGAGAGAAUCUUUGUUGAUAGUUCAUCGUCCUUUUGUUUUAAUGUGCUUUUUAAAGCUAAUGUUUAAUAAUUAUGGUUAUAAAUGAGGAUUAUAUAUUGUGUAUGCUCAGUAAUUCUUUGUAUCUGGCAAAUUUUAUGGAAAUGGUACAUGUAAAUGUUUGAGAACGGUCGCCAAUUUUUGUGCAGCUUUUAACUUCUGUGAUCAUAGACUGAAAUGUGUUCUGGAUGUAAUAGUCUCCAAUUUCAUUUCGAAUCGUUGCUGCUCGUUGUUGGUAUUUUUUAAACGGUAGUGAUUUUCCUUUCGCAACAUUGUGCCAAAGAGAUAUUUCAAUCAUUUGGUUCUUGAAAAACGUUGCUGACCUAAUCAAGAAAGGUUAAAAUUUUAUCGACAUAUUAUAUUUAGCUACGAUGACAAGUACAGUUAAAUUGCGGUUGCUUACCUGGAACAAAAAGAGUUUUAGAAUAAUUGUGCUUAGCAUCGGAGUGUAAUCCAGUUAUUGAAUGAUACGCACAAGCCAGGGAAAAAUGGAAGUUGGUUUUAUUAAAUUUCACAUUUUAUAGCCUUUGAUUCGUACAUGCGAAAAGUGUCACAGGAGUUGGACGUAAAGUUUCUCUGAUCAUUUCGACACAUUAUAUCAAGCUGGGCGAGUCUCUCCCCCAUCCCAGAACAAAUUGGACGAUUCAGUUAGUGUUUUUUUUUACAUCAAUUUACAUUGAUUCCAUCCAAUUUUGAAAUACAUCGUAAGGACAGAGUGAGCGAUUUCGGUAUGAGAGGUUGAUGAGUAUUUUUUAUGCGUUAAAUGUUUUAUUGGUCACUUUUUAGCGACAUUUGCUUUUGCAUUCGGUCUGUCUCAGUAAUUAGACUAGGAAUGAUAUGGUCAGUAUGAAGUACAGAAAGUAAAAUUCUCAUUUUGCGAUUUUGGUACUUUUCCCCGCCGUCUAAUUCGAUAUUGAACAAGAAAUUAAACAAAAAGGAAAUUCA
Messenger RNA from Acanthaster planci (crown-of-thorns starfish), 7169 nucleotides. RefSeq lists its product as uncharacterized. The record is from RefSeq and is a predicted model, not a curated record. Gene Ontology annotation, cellular component: lysosome. Lineage: Eukaryota; Metazoa; Echinodermata; Asteroidea; Valvatida; Acanthasteridae. Gene Ontology annotation, biological process: sphingolipid metabolic process.